AUGACAACGAAAGAGUACAAGACAGUAUUGGUGGAGAAGAGAGGACGGCAUCACCUGGGUCAUCCUCAACCGUCCGGAAAAGCGGACGCCAUGAGUCCGCAACUCCACUUCGACAUGUAUGACGCGGUGACGGAAUGCGAGGGGGACCCGGAAACCCAGGUCAUGAUCAUUACCGGCGCCGGUAGUAGCUGGUGCGCCGGUCAGGAUCUCAAGGAGUAUUUCCGCGAGGGCGACAAGAAUCAGGCGCUUCGCAGGCAGGCGAGCUGGUGCAGCCAGGAGUGGCGCUGGCGGAAGCUCUUCACCUUCCCCAAGCCCACCAUCGCCAUGGUGAACGGCUUUUGCUUCGGCGGCGCCUUCACUCCGCUGGUGGCCUGUGACUUCGCCAUUGCCUCCGAGGACGCGCUCUUCGGGCUGUCCGAAGUCAACUGGGGCAUCCUGCCCGGCGGUCUCGUGAGCAGGGUGGUCACCGACAUGAUGAGCCUGCGCGACGGUCUGUACCAUGCCAUGACCGGCGAACCGUUCGACGGGAAGAAGGCGUCGGAGAUGAGGCUCGUCAACUAUGCGGUGCCGGCGGACCAGCUCCGUGCGGAAACCGUGAAGCUGGCCAAGAAGCUCAUGGAGAAGAAUCCCUGGGCGCUGCGGGCCACCAAGCAGGCCUACAAGCUGGUGCGCAACAUGGACUACUCCCAGGCCGAGGACUAUCUGGCGGCCAAGGGCGCCCAGAUCAAGUUGCAGGACCGGGAGGACGGCUACGACCAGGGAAUCAAGCAGUUCAUCGACGACAAGACCUACAAGCCCGGUCUGGGUCCCAUGGCCCGGGUCAACAAGGCUUCCUAG
This is a messenger RNA of Geodia barretti, 837 nucleotides long. The record is from the annotation of a GenBank genome assembly. Lineage: Eukaryota; Metazoa; Porifera; Demospongiae; Tetractinellida; Geodiidae.